AUGGAUCAGCACGAUGACUUUGACAAUGUCUCUUGGAGACACGAACCAGAGAGCGAUAUCUCUCGUCCAACCACUUCGGGCACUGAUGUCGAAGAGUCGCCUGCAGCAAGUCAUGAUGCCAAUGGCAAACGGAGAAUGAGCUCAGCUCACGAAACCCCACAAGCCGGGCCACUGGCAGAUGCGGUCGAUCUAGCAGGUAUCGGGGAUGGGGUGUUGGAAUGUCGGGUGGAUUCACCACUGAAAGAGAAUGACGGUACCAAAGACGCAUAUAUCUCUUACUUGGUUACAACGCAAACCGAUUUCAAGUCCUUCCAGAGGUCAGAGUUUGCAGUGCGCAGACGAUUUACGGAUUUUUUCUUCCUAUACAAGACGCUCUAUCGUGAGUAUCCUGCCUGCGCCGUCCCACCUCUACCAGACAAGCAUAAAAUGGAAUACGUGCGGGGGGAUCGGUUCGGGCCCGAAUUUACUACACGACGUGCCUGGUCACUACAUCGAUUCCUAAAGCGCCUGGCAUUACAUCCGGUGCUUCGCCGGGCUCCUUUGCUUGCUAUCUUCUUAGAAUCCCCCGACUGGAAUGCGCAUAUGCGGCUUCACACCUCUCGCACAUCCACCAAUCCGACAGACAACAGCGGUACCCCAGGAAUUUUUGACAACUUUACCGAUACUUUCGUGAAUGCGUUUACGAAAGUCCACAAACCCGAUCGCCGGUUCAUUGAGGUUCGGGAGAAGGCAGAUAAGUUGGAUGAAGAUCUCAAUCACGUAGAGAAGAUCGUCGCCAGGGUUGCUCGGCGCGAGUCCGAUUUGGAGACCGACUACAAUGACCUGGCGACGCAAUUCCGCAAACUGGUGUCUCUGGAGCCAAACGUUGAAGUUCCCUUACAGGUAUUCGCGGCGUCGGUGGAAGAGACGGGACGCGGGCUGAAAGGUCUCAAAGACCACACGGAUCAGAACUACCUUGGCUCGCUCCGGGAUAUGGAGGCCUACAUCGUGUCCGUUAAGGCGCUUCUGAAAACGCGUGAGCAGAAGCAACUCGACUUUGAGGCCUUAGUGGACUACCGCAACAAAGCUGUGAGCGAGCGAGACUCGCUCGCCACCAACCCAUCAUCCUACUAUGCCUCUAAUCCUCUUACCUCAUCGCCUGCGUCCUUCAUCCGCUCCAAGAUGGAAGACAUGCGUGGUGUCGACCAUGAGCAGUCACGCCGGGAGCGGGUCCGAAAAUUAGAGUUGCGCAUCGACGAACUGACUCGCGAAGUAGAAUCUGCUAAGACCACGUCAGAGAUGUUCGAUGAAGAGGUUGUCCGUGAAGUUGCGGAUUUCGAACGGAUCAAGGCGGUUGAAUUCCGGGACACUCUCGGCGCGUUGGCCGAGAAGCAUAUUGACUUCUACCAGGGAGUGUUGAAUACAUGGGAGAGGUUUGUCGCGGAGAUGGAAGGUGAUUUAGAUGAAAAUCACGAAGAACCCGCCCCACAGGAGAGUAUUGCAACACGAUAA
Molecule: messenger RNA, 1491 nt
Organism: Aspergillus bombycis
Lineage: Eukaryota; Fungi; Ascomycota; Eurotiomycetes; Eurotiales; Aspergillaceae
Product: sorting nexin-4
Exons: 2
Coding region: 1-1491 (496 amino acids)
Biological process (GO): cytoplasm to vacuole targeting by the Cvt pathway; autophagy
Cellular component (GO): phagophore assembly site
Molecular function (GO): phosphatidylinositol binding
Source: RefSeq, a predicted model, not a curated record